Messenger RNA from Durusdinium trenchii, 468 nucleotides. The record is from the annotation of a GenBank genome assembly. NCBI's taxonomy places the organism in Eukaryota, Dinophyceae, Suessiales, Symbiodiniaceae.
AUGCUGCUCAAGCUUACGUCCCUGCAAGCGUCCAUCAAGCCUGAAGCUGUCGAAACCAUCGACGAGCCAGUCUGGGAGCUAGAGGAAAAGAAUGUGGAGGAUGGCGCCGAAGUCCAAAGGAAGCUCAAAACAAAGAUGGCCAAGAGGCUUGUAAAGAAGACAAAGAAACUCCAUGACUUCUUAGAGGAGCACGGCUUUUCAGAAGAUGUGAACGAACCGCAAAAACCUUCCUGCUUUUGUAGACGGGAGUGCCUGUAUCCAAUCCAUGUUGCCACGAAGAAUGGCGAUGCCGAAGUAGUUCGGCUCCUUAUUGAUGCAGGUGCGAAUCCUUCUCAAAAGACCUCGAAGGGACGCAGCACAGUGGGGAUCGCUCAGAAGGCCCACCACCACCAUCUCGUCCCCAUCCUCGAAGGGGCGAAACCUUUGUCUGCCCGUGAACUCAUGAAGAUUCAGAUAGAAAGCUGCUGA